This is a messenger RNA of Dictyostelium purpureum, 969 nucleotides long. RefSeq lists its product as uncharacterized. The record is from RefSeq and is a predicted model, not a curated record. The transcript is spliced from 3 exons. Bases 1 to 969 code for a protein of 322 amino acids. Gene Ontology annotation, cellular component: plasma membrane. Lineage: Eukaryota; Evosea; Eumycetozoa; Dictyosteliales; Dictyosteliaceae.
AUGUCAAAACAACAAAUAGAGCAACAGAGCUUUACUCCAGAAGAUGAACAAGAAAUUAAUGAUAGGGUUGAGGAAUGGGAAAAAAAAUAUGGCAGUUUAGAUAGAACCACAAGAAUGUUGGAGCAGUUAAGAGAAUCUCAUUCAACAGGUGUCGAUAAUCUAUGUAAAUUAGGUCAACAGGGCGAACAAAUGAAUAGAGUUAAUAAGCUGACAGAAGAACAGGAGACAUAUAUAAAAGGGUUAGGAAAAUAUAAAAAGUUUAAUAAAUAUAUGAAAAGAUUCUCAAAGAAAGAUAAGAAUGAAAAAAAUGAAGGUGAAGACAGGAAGAACCAAGAGCUACACAAUGAAAGACAAAAUGACGAAAAAGAAAAAAGAGAAAGACUGGCACAGGAACAUUUACAAAAACAAAAAGAGGAUCAAGAAUCUGGUAACCCAUUCUCCAACACAACAACCACUAGCACAACAACACCAAAAUCACCAAAAGAACAAUACAUGAACGAAGAAGAAAGAUUUGAAAAGAAAGGUCUAUCAAGAUUAUGGAAAAACGACCCAUUGAAUGAUAAAGAUAAAACACAAAUUAACUAUGCCAUGGAAAAUCAAGCGGUACCUAUACAUCGUUUAAGUGAUGAAGGUGUCAAAGAUAAUGUAUUUGUCCAACGUUCAACAUGGAUAAAAAAACAAGAUGCUCAACUUGACGAAAUGCAAGAUAUCCUUUCAGACCUUAAAAACAUUGGUAUGGCUACUCAAACCGAAUUACAAACUCAAUCUUUAAAAUUGGACGAUAUUGGUCAAUCUAUGGAUAAAGGAUCGGACUUUUCAUUACGUAAAAAAUCAAAAAGAAAAAUUGAAAAGGAACAAAAGAAAAAAGAAAAAGCAGAAAAAGAAAAAACUAAAAAAGAAGAAAAAACCAGACAAGAUAUUGAUAAAAAAAUUAAAGAAGAAAACGGUGUUGGCGUCAGUUCAAAAUAA